This is a messenger RNA of Laccaria bicolor S238N-H82, 1389 nucleotides long. RefSeq lists its product as uncharacterized. Bases 1 to 1389 code for a protein of 462 amino acids. The transcript has 2 exons. NCBI's taxonomy places the organism in Eukaryota, Fungi, Basidiomycota, Agaricomycetes, Agaricales, Hydnangiaceae. The record is from RefSeq and is a predicted model, not a curated record.
AUGGUGCAAGCGACGCUAUCGUCCUCCGAUGUGCAGGGUCUUCAAGAUUCUCGUCCAGUAAUCCUUCCCAUUGUAGACUUGACAGCGAACAAGGCUGGCGAACGUAACUCGCUCACAAAUCCCUUGCAAAUUCCUUCCAUCACGCUGUCCUCCGAUGGUUCUCUCGCAGCUCGCCGUCUUAGCUUAACACCUGGAAGGAAGCCAAUGCGUUCAUCACCUUUAGCUGGCCCAUCAGUCUCGCCCCUUUUCAUCAUCAAUGACGCCGACCAUGAUAAUGAUUCAGACACCCUCAGGCUCUCCAAACCAGAGAUGAUCGCAUUACCCCAACUUCCCGCGAAAACAUUGGUCCCAAGACCGAAGUCUUCCGAGGGCGUCAUGCCUCUUCCUGACCGUCGCCUUUCGAUAGCCUGGGAGGCUUCACCAAAAUCAAGCUUGUCGCCGUUGGAUACGUUGCGUCGUCCGGAGAGACACAAGUUAAAGCGCCCGCGGAGCGCUCACUCUCCUGCAGACGCCUAUGAUUUUUCUCGCCCGCAGGAAUUUCCAGCAUCCGCUACUGACGAUAGCGCCCGUGGCCGCAUGACCUCUAACGUCUCCUCACGUCGACCUCACUCGUUUUACAUAGAUCCAACCGCUAUCCCUAGCGGGCCACCUCAUUUUCCGGACUGUGUACCGCAAUCACCUCCUCGCUCACCUACGGACAAUUCGUGGUACAUUGCAUCCGCUUACGACGUUACGCCUCGCUUUACUAGAUUAGGUCUCGCUUCGUCGGGUGUGGUCCUCCCAGUUUCCGCGAAAGCGCAUCGUGUCGACAAGCCCUCAACCUCACACUUACGUUCUUCCCCAUCCUCCAUUACCCUGAAACCUCGAUCCACAAUACCAAGCAGACUUAGCAAAAGCGCGGGAUCAACUCCUUCAAACUCUGUCGUUCAUUUGACGAGCAGCACGCCAAGCCUAACUCUGUCGUCUAGCAACGAGUCAGUCACUGACAGUGGCCCACCGACACCCAGCCCCACGAGUACGACGGAUCUUUCGGAGCCCAGCUCUGCAAGCACGACGGACUUUUCAUCGCACACAUCAGACUACCAAGGACGACGAAAGUUCUCAUUCUCCCGCAUGCGGAAGAACUCUUUGGCGCGUGUUAGAAGCCUCCGCUUCAAGUCUACACAUACAAAUCCUUAUCCAUCCUUUGAAAAGGAGAUUGAUAGCCCACAUGUCCGAUCGCAGGCUGCGGAUUUUAGCGCUCCUGAUAAGACGAAUUUCCUUGACAUGGAGGAGUUGGCGGUUCGAAAUGAGCCGCAAUCUGCCCUCAAGCCUGAGCCCUUAUCUAGAGGAGGGACGAUCAAGAGGAUGUGGAAGUCGUUGGCUAGUGGCGGGAGGAAUCGCUCUUGA